AUGAACGUACGUUUUUUCAAGUCACUUUCUCUUUUCAUAUUUUUUGUGAAAGGUGUAAUAUUAGUUGUACAAGUAGGGAAAGCAAAUUAUGCAAACAUUCAUAAGAAAAAUAAUAUAAAUAUUUUUAAUUGUUUGAAAAGAAAAUAUGAUAAGAAAUUGUCUUCUUCUGUAGUGAAUAAUCAUGAUAAGUCAUUAUAUGAAUCAUCUUUUUUGAAAUGUUAUUAUCUUCUCGAUAAAUAUAAAAAAUUUAAUAGGAAAAAGAUAUAUGGAUAUAUAAAUAAUGUUUCUCCUUUUCCUUUGGGAGCAGAAAAUAAAAAAAAAAAAAAAUCUGAACAUAUGAAUAAACGAAAUAUAUAUCCAUGUUAUAAUUAUGAUGCUAAAGAUAUUGUAAUAUUAGAAGGAUUAGAAGCUGUAAGAAAAAGACCAGGUAUGUAUAUUGGGAACACAGAUGUGAAAGGAUUACAUCAAAUAUUAUUUGAAAUUAUUGAUAAUUCAGUAGAUGAAUAUAAUAAUUUUGAAUGUAAUACAAUUAAAGUUGUUAUUCAUAAAGAUGAUAGUGUAACUAUAGAAGAUAAUGGAAGAGGUAUUCCUUGUGAUGUUCAUGAGAAAACGAAAAAAUCUGCCUUAGAAACUGUUCUUACUGUUCUGCAUUCAGGAGCGAAAUUUUUUGAUGACGAAAUGGAUGAUGAAGUUGAUAAUAAUAUGAACAAUACAGGUAAUACGAAUACCUCCGAAAAAAACAAUAGUGAUAAUGUAUCUAAUAGUACUAAUAAGAGAACAAAAAAGAAUUCAAAGGAAAGUUCACAGAAAUAUAAAUAUUCAUCAGGUUUACAUGGAGUUGGUUUAUCUGUUGCUAAUGCUUUAAGUAGUUUUAUGAAAGUAAAAGUUUUUAGAAAUAAUAAAAUAUAUAGUAUAGAAUUAGAAAAAGGAAACGUUACAAAAGAAUUAACCAUUACUGAUUGCCCAGUUAAUAAGAGAGGAACACAAAUUCAUUAUAAACCUGAUAGUAGUAUUUUUAAAAGUAGUACAAAACAUAAUAGUGAUUUAAUAAAAAAUAGAAUUCAUCAAUUAGCUUAUUUAAAUGAAAAGCUAACCUUUUAUUUUUAUGACGAAAGAGCAGAAAAUAAAAAUAGUAUAUCUAUAUCAAAAGGAAAUAAAUCAAAUGAAAUAAUAAAAAAUAAGAAAAAAAAUACUUCAAUUGAUAAUGAAAAUGAGGAUAAUAAAAAUAAUACAUUAAAUGAUGAUGUAUCAAAUGAAAAUAUGUCUGAAAAUUUAGCAAAUGAAAAUAUACAAAUCACUGAUUAUAACAAUUUAGAUUUUUACAAUUAUGAAAUUAUAAAACACGAAUAUGGACUAAAUGAGUAUAUAGGAAAUAUAACAAAAAAUAAAACAAAUUUAUUCAAAGAUAAUGAUAAAAUUAUUAGUAUAUCUUGUUAUCAUAAAAACAUAUAUAUCGAUUUAAGAAUGAAAUGGUUAAGUAAUCAAUAUAAUGAAAACAUUAUUAGUUUUGUAAAUAAUGUCAAUACUACAGAUGGUGGUACACAUGUUGAUGCUUUAAAAUAUGCAGUUAGUAGGUGUGUUAAUUAUAAUAUAAAGAAAAAUGAAAUGGCAAAAAAUUUUGUUAAUAUUCCAGGUGAAUAUAUUAGAGAAGGGUUAACAGCUAUCUUAUCUGUGAAAAUGAACAAUCCUGAAUUUGAAGGACAAACCAAAACUAAACUAGGAUCGCAUCAUUUAAAAUCUAUAUUAGAAAGUGUUAUAUUUGAAAAAUUAUCAGAAAUUUUUGAUUUUGAACCUAAUCUAUUAAGUAGCAUAUAUUUUAAAGCAUUACAAGCCAAAUUAAGUGAUGAAGAAGCAAAAGCAGCUAGGGAUUUAAUAAGAUCAAAAAAUAAUCAAUAUUCUUCUACUAUUUUACCUGGUAAAUUAGUAGAUUGUAUUAGUGAUGAUAUAUCUAGAAAUGAAAUAUUUAUUGUAGAAGGAGAUAGUGCUGCUGGUAGUGCUAAACAAGCACGUAAUAGAGAAAUACAAGCUAUAUUACCUUUGAAAGGAAAAAUAUUAAAUGUUGAAAAAAUCAAGAACAAUAAAAGAAUUUUUGAAAAUUCAGAAUUAAAAUCAUUAAUUACAGCUAUCGGAUUAAAUGUAAAUUAUGAUAAUAAGAAUUUAAAAAAUAAUAAUAUUUUAGGUAGCAAUAAAAAAGGAAAAAAUUUUAAAAAAAAAUCUGAUUUAAAAAAUUCUAAAUUGGAAUCUACGCAAAAUAAUAAUAAUACAUUGAAUAAAAAGAAAGAUAUUUUUGCUGAUAAUACAUUACGAUAUGGAAAAAUAAUUAUUAUGACUGAUGCAGAUGUAGAUGGCGAACAUAUACGUAUUUUACUUUUAACAUUUUUAUAUAGAUUUCAAAAGGAAAUUAUUGAAAAUGGAAAUGUGUAUGUAGCGUGUCCACCGCUGUAUAAAAUAACAUAUAAUAAAUUUUAUGAUAACUCAAUAAAAGAUAUUGUUACAAAACAAUUUAAUGUCACUACAAAACAAUCAAAGUUUAUUAUACAUACCUAUUCAGAUCAAGAAUUAAAUAACUUAUUGAAAUUAUUAGAUAAAGACAAGCUUUCCUCUGGACAAAAAAAUGUGCAAAAUAAAAUUAAAAAUAAAAAUAUGUCGUCAAGUGAUGAAUCUUUGAGUGAAAAUAAUGAACAAAAUCAAAUUAACGACAUUUUUGUGAAUGAAGAAAGUUCGACAGAUUCAUUUAUAGAUGAUAGUGUAUUAUUUAACGUUUCCAAAAAAUAUGAAAUACAAAGAUUUAAAGGGUUAGGAGAAAUGAUGGCAGAUCAAUUGUGGAAUACUACCAUGGAUCCUACUGUAAGAAAACUUAUACGUGUUACUGUAGAUGAUGCAAUAAGGGCUAACGAUUUAAUUUUUUCACUUAUGGGGGAGGAUUCGAAAUUGCGUAAGAAUUUUAUUCUUGAAAAUACAAAUUCGUUAUCCGAGUGA
Molecule: messenger RNA, 2979 nt
Organism: Plasmodium adleri (nom. inval.)
Lineage: Eukaryota; Apicomplexa; Aconoidasida; Haemosporida; Plasmodiidae
Product: DNA gyrase subunit B
Exons: 1
Coding region: 1-2979 (992 amino acids)
Biological process (GO): DNA topological change
Molecular function (GO): DNA topoisomerase type II (double strand cut, ATP-hydrolyzing) activity; ATP binding; DNA binding
Source: RefSeq, a predicted model, not a curated record